Molecule: messenger RNA, 348 nt
Organism: Colletotrichum paranaense
Lineage: Eukaryota; Fungi; Ascomycota; Sordariomycetes; Glomerellales; Glomerellaceae
Exons: 1
Coding region: 1-348 (115 amino acids)
Source: RefSeq, a predicted model, not a curated record
AUGUCUUCCAGCCCCCCCGUCGACGACGUGCAGCAUCUUCGCGUCCAAAAGACAGGCCAGGAUCCAUACAACUGCAUUUGGGACAGCCCCACAUCGCAGGAUUCAGAGGAGGCUAAACCACCACAUGGCUUGCAAGCCUUUUGCCCGUCGAGCAGGACCCCCGCUGUCCCCUAUUGUCUGCCUAGAUCAAAAACAUUCCAAUUCUGGGCGAAGCUCGAUGACAGUCCUACGGCUCGUAUCGAUGUGGACAGCUUCUCCGCAACGCAAUAUGGUGGCUUCUUUGGCCUGCUCACCCUGACUCGUGGGGGGUUUUCAGCGACGGCUAAAGGCACCGCGAACCCGCCGUGA